Dicrocoelium dendriticum is the source of this 856-nucleotide messenger RNA. The record is from the annotation of a GenBank genome assembly. NCBI's taxonomy places the organism in Eukaryota, Metazoa, Platyhelminthes, Trematoda, Plagiorchiida, Dicrocoeliidae.
UCCCAAUGAACUGCAAGACAAGCACAUGUACAACAGUGUGUCUCGCACCGCUAAACAAGUCUCUUGAAUCGCCAUCUUUGGAUCCGGCUUAGAAAGAGCUUAGUUUGAAUUAACUAUUUGUAAACAAAAAACACUGGAAACCGAACGCGGGUGUUCAAAAUGUCAUCCACCCGACAAACUUUUAGUACAAUAAGGAAAACUGAUCCAUUUACAGUAGAAAUACCAAGCCAGAACUAUCGAGCUGGACAACGUAAGUUGCUAAACUACGAUGGACCUGGUUGGUAUAUCCCAUCCGAGCGCCGAUGGGAAUCCUACGACAAGCACAAAGAGUUACCACGACUGACAAGAAGAGAUGCAAUAGAUAUACAGAAAGAAUCGGAGUUUUCGGCGCUAUAUAAAGAUGUUCCCGCAUAUAAGAAGCUUGUCGCUCACAUACCAUCUUAUCCACCGUAUCCCAAAUGGAAUGAGCACAAGAGAAUCACAUCGGACAGCAUUAAAGAUAUUACAUGCAGCGAAAAAUUAAGAUAUCCGAAAUGGGACAACACUGGAUGUUACGGUUACUACCAAGAGAUUUUGGACAGAAUGCGCAAAGGGCAGUGCAGAUUAAAAGCUCGCCCAGGGAUGAUCGGUUACCCAUUUUUCACCCACCAAACUUAUUUCUAAACAAAGAACAGUGCUGUAUCACAAAUGUGUGAGCGAAUCUCUGCAGUAUCCCCUGGCCUUCCUCAAAAGUAAUCUGUUCAAAAAAUGUCAAGCUAUCGCUUCCGCACAUUUGGAACAGGAGAUUCUUUCGGAUGACAUUGCGUUCCAGUCAUGUAAAAUAAUCCAUACGGAUUGAAAUAAAAAGAUUCACUUG